UUUCAUUGUAUUUCAGGUUUCUGCAUUUAAUGCCUGUUACUCAGAUUCUGGACUCUUUGGGAUUUAUACUGUCUCACAGGCUGCAGCUGCUGGAGAUGUUAUCAAGGCUGCCUAUAACCAAGUAAAAACAAUUGCUCAAGGAAACCUUUCCAGUACAGAUUUCGAAGCUGCCAAGCUGCAAAGAAGUUUAUUUCUGGCCAGAAGUCAAUGGCAGCGAGUGGAAAUUUGGGACAUACACCUUUUGUUGAUGAAUUGUAAUCCUGAAGCACAUGUUAAAGGAGAAAGGUUAACAUUCUCUCACUCCAGAGCAGCAAACAUGUGAAAGCCAGAAGUCACUGAUGUAACGUUUAUCUUUUUUUCAGUGAGGUAAAAAUACCUUAAAGCAUAAAUGAGUGUAAUUAUUUUCAGCUGACCUAAAGUCAAUAAAACAUUCUACUUAAAUGUGGGGGUUUUUUUGCAUUUUCCAAAUCACUUAAUAAACAAAUAUUUAUUACAUGCUGA
Molecule: messenger RNA, 501 nt
Organism: Carlito syrichta (Philippine tarsier)
Lineage: Eukaryota; Metazoa; Chordata; Mammalia; Primates; Tarsiidae
Product: cytochrome b-c1 complex subunit 2, mitochondrial
Exons: 3
Cellular component (GO): mitochondrion
Molecular function (GO): metal ion binding
Source: RefSeq, a predicted model, not a curated record